AGUUGGGGGCGAGGGGGGAACUCCGCUGUGCCACUUCCGACUCGCAGCCUUCCCGCGGCCGGCCGCUGCGGCGGGGUGCCCGCUGGGGACCGCGCUUUCGCUCCGUCGCUCGGCAGCCCGAGCCUGCAGCAGCGGCCAGGCGGCUGUCCCCGCGGCCGGGCUCGGCUUCCGGGAGCGCCCGGCGGCCCCGAGAGCCCCUAGAGCGGACCCUCCCGCGCCCCCGUCCCGGAGCGACAGGAUGGCCGGAGCCGAGGGCUGCUGAGCCGGGGGAGGCGGAGGAGCGCAGCGGACGGGCGGACGCCGCCGAUGUAAGCGCUGUGCAAACACCUCAAACCAGUUCAGAUGUUGCUGUUUCCUCAAGUUGCAGGUCUAUGGAAAUGCAGGAUCUAACCAGCCCGCAUAGCCGUCUGAGUGGUAGUAGUGACUCCCCCAGUGGCCCCAAACUCGAUAACUCUCAUAUAAAUAGUAAUUCCAUGACUCCCAAUGGCACCGAAGUUAAAACAGAGCCAAUGAGCAGCAGUGAAAUAGUUUCAACAACAGCAGACGGGUCUUUAGACAAUUUCUCAGGUUCAGCAAUUGGGAGCAGCAGCUUCAGCCCAAGACCCACUCACCAGUUCUCCCCACCACAGAUCUAUCCUUCCAACAGAGCAUACCCACAUAUUCUCCCUACCCCUUCCUCACAAACUAUGGCUGCAUAUGGGCAAACACAGUUCACCACAGGAAUGCAGCAAGCCACAGCCUACGCUACCUACCCACAGCCGGGACAGCCAUACGGAAUUUCCUCAUAUGGUGCAUUGUGGGCAGGCAUCAAGACUGAAGGUGGAUUGUCACAGCCUCAGUCACCUGGCCAGACAGGCUUUCUCAGCUAUGGCACCAGCUUCGGCACCCCUCAACCUGGACAGGCACCGUACAGCUACCAGAUGCAAGGUAGCAGUUUUACAACAUCAUCAGGAUUAUAUACAGGAAAUAAUUCACUCACAAAUUCCUCUGGAUUUAACAGUUCACAGCAGGACUAUCCGUCUUACCCCAGUUUCGGCCAGGGCCAGUACGCACAGUAUUAUAACAGCUCACCGUAUCCAGCGCAUUACAUGACGAGCAGCAACACCAGCCCCACCACACCUUCGACAAAUGCCACCUACCAGCUUCAAGAACCUCCAUCUGGCAUCACCAGCCAGGCAGUUACAGAUCCCGCAGCAGAAUACAGUACCAUCCACAGCCCGUCAACACCCAUUAAAGAUUCGGACUCUGAGCGAUUACGUCGAGGUUCUGAUGGGAAAUCACGUGGACGAGGCCGAAGAAACAAUAAUCCUUCACCUCCCCCAGAUUCUGAUCUUGAGAGGGUGUUCAUCUGGGACUUAGACGAGACAAUUAUCGUUUUCCAUUCCUUGCUUACUGGGUCCUACGCAAACAGAUAUGGAAGGGAUCCGCCUACUUCAGUUUCCCUUGGACUGCGAAUGGAAGAAAUGAUUUUCAACUUGGCAGACACACAUCUAUUUUUUAAUGACUUAGAAGAAUGUGACCAAGUUCAUAUAGAUGAUGUCUCUUCAGAUGAUAAUGGGCAAGACCUAAGCACAUAUAACUUUGGAACAGAUGGCUUCCCUGCUGCAGCCACCAGCGCUAAUUUAUGCUUGGCGACCGGCGUGCGCGGCGGUGUGGACUGGAUGAGAAAGUUGGCUUUCCGCUACCGACGAGUAAAAGAGAUCUACAACACCUACAAAAAUAAUGUUGGAGGUCUGCUCGGUCCAGCCAAGAGGGAGGCCUGGCUGCAACUGAGGGCCGAGAUCGAAGCCCUGACGGACUCCUGGUUGACAUUGGCCCUGAAAGCCCUCACACUCAUUCACUCCAGGACAAACUGUGUGAAUAUUUUAGUAACAACGACUCAGCUUAUCCCAGCAUUGGCGAAAGUCCUGCUGUAUGGAUUAGGAAUUGUAUUCCCUAUAGAAAAUAUUUACAGUGCAACUAAAAUAGGAAAGGAAAGCUGUUUCGAGAGGAUAAUUCAAAGGUUUGGAAGAAAAGUGGUGUAUGUCGUCAUAGGCGAUGGCGUGGAAGAGGAACAAGGAGCGAAGAAGCACGCCAUGCCCUUCUGGAGGAUCUCCAGCCACUCGGACCUCAUGGCCCUCCAUCACGCCUUGGAACUGGAGUACCUGUAACCGCCACAUAGCACUUUGAAACCGCGUAACUGCCCUGUGACCAGGAAUGAACGAACCCAGCAGGCCUGAGUCUAUGUCGGUGCCGGACUAGCGAACGUACCCAUUUCAGCGUGGUGACGCCCAGCUGCUGCCGGCCUUCACCUCUGCCCUCGUGGUAAAUGAAGGCCCACGCACGUCUAUUUCUUCAAACAGCUGUUGCCUCGAGUACUGUGAAUCCAAUGAAAAGAAGCCAUGAGAAUGUUCUAGUACAAUGUAAUGUGUCUUCGCCACAUUAACUGCAUGGUUAACUACAUGGUUCAAACCUGUGAAGAAAGGACCUGCAGACGCCUGAGUCUUUAGCAUCUUCAAUGUGACAUAAACAGCUUCUCCAAUACAGCAACUUGAUUGCACAAUGAAGACGGAAAUGUUUCCUGAACACCAGUGGGGGAUGUUCUUACAAAGAAGGUUUACUUUUCGGUGUCUCAUACCCAGGGUAAUCUGCACACCUCUACUUAUUUAUGAACAGACUUUUUAAAAAACAGCUUUAUUGAGGUAUAAUCCGAGUACCAUUCAGUUCCCUCGAACAGACUUUGUGGGCAUCCAGUAAUUGAAGAGACUAUGAAUAGCCUAAGAAAUAAGCGAUUAAAGGCCUUGGCCUCAUGACACAGCAAGGACUUUGAAUUUUAGCACAUUGCAAAGUAGUUUAAAGUAUGUCUAAUUUAAACGUAUAAUAUGUACAUCACUGAGACAAUCAUGUACAGAAAGAAUUUUUGGUGUAAAUUUGUAAUAAUGGAUGAUUCUUUUACAUAUUGUUUAGAAAAUAUUGAAAGGCAGCAAUGCCUUGAUAGAAGUAUGAGGCAGUACAUGCACAGAUUCGUGUGCAGGGCCUUAGCAAAGUGUACUGGGUAUAAAUAUGUAGAUAAUAGGUUUUUGUUUGUUUUUUUUAGAUAAUGUUGUCAAGACCAAAAGCAUGGAUGUCAAGUGUCAAUAGGAUUUCAUUUUCCACAUCUCCCCUCCCCCAAUCAGUUCAUUGUUUUGUGUGUGCUGUGAGGAAGGCCUUGGUAAAAUAAUACAGCAGUGUCUUUAAUCGUUUGAAUAAAAAAUCCUCUUAGAACCUCACUUUUUCAUUUUCAAAGACUAAUGUAUUAUAUGUAAGUACUCGGAAAAAAUGAUUAUUCAAAUGCUUCUUCCCACAUAAAAUAUGUGGAUGAUAGAUAUAUUUUAUUAAUGAAAUGGUUCAUGAAUUGGAGACUAGCAAAGUUUUCAUGUGCUUAGAUGAUCAUGUCUGCAUUUCCUUGUUUAGAUAAAGGAGGACAUCACCAUACAUCUGGAAAUUAGCAAAACUUUGCAUUACUGUCUACAUUCAUGUUCCCUCUGCUUUCCUACUCUCCACCCACCCUCCCAGGAAAGUUCAUUGCUGGCAGUGGACGUGGCAGUCAUCACCACCAAGAAAUAAUAUUUCUUUUCACCUGUCUUACAUAUUACACAACAAAUCUGGGAAAUUAAAAUUGUCAUCUUUGUUGUACCAUACAAAAUGUUUCUCCAAAAGGGAUUACUUUGAGCACUAGUUCCUUUUAUCUAUAAAGCCGUCUGUUGUCAUGAAAUUACUUUUUGGAUGAAUUUCCUUUAAUAUUAUAUUGGGUGGGGUAAACACCAGCUAAGACCCAAAGUAGCUAAAGAGCUACCCUCUCCCUUUCUUCAUGUUGCUGCUAGAAUUAGUCAGUUGAAAAUUCUCCAAAUUAUUUAACAAUUGUUUGGGGUUGUUUUUUGGUUGUUUGUUUUUUGCUUGGAGCAAACAGAAUUUGACAGUUUUUCAUCUUUUCAUUUUAUGUUUUUGUACUCCGCAGAUUGAAAAGACAAAGUUUAUCUCGGCCUUAUUGUAUAAAGGUGUGUUGUGUCCACAGUUGUGUACAGAAUUCUUCUUCAUUAAUUUUGUGUUUAAAUUAAUAAAAUUGA
Molecule: messenger RNA, 4085 nt
Organism: Myotis myotis
Lineage: Eukaryota; Metazoa; Chordata; Mammalia; Chiroptera; Vespertilionidae
Gene: EYA1
Product: EYA transcriptional coactivator and phosphatase 1
Exons: 18
Coding region: 372-2150 (592 amino acids)
Biological process (GO): cell differentiation; positive regulation of DNA repair; multicellular organism development
Cellular component (GO): nucleus
Molecular function (GO): protein tyrosine phosphatase activity
Source: RefSeq, a predicted model, not a curated record